CCGCCACGGCCCGCUGGAGCCAUGAGCUCCCACCGCAGCGAGAGCGACUGGCAGGGGCUGGUGAGCGAGUAUCUGGUGUGCAAAAGGAAGCUCGAAAGUAAAAAGGAAGCAUUGCUAAUCCUUUCCAAAGAGCUGGACACCUGUCAACAAGAAAGAGACCAGUACAAGCUUAUGGCCAACCAGUUGCGGGAACGACAUCAGUCUCUGAAAAAGAAGUAUCGGGAGCUGAUUGAUGGGGAUCCAUCCCUUCCACCUGAAAAGAGGAAACAGGCAAAUCUUGCACAACUACUGAGUGAGGCUCAAGAUCGAAAUAAACAUCUUGGAGAAGAGAUUAGAGAGCUUCAGCAGAGACUGGGAGAAGUACAAGGUGACAAUAAGCUCCUUCGAAUGACAAUAGCAAAGCAAAGACUUGGAGAUGAUGAAGUUGGGGCUCGCCACUUUGCAGCACAUGAACGGGAGGACCUUGUUCAACAAUUGGAGAAGGCUCGAGAGCAAAUCGAGACUCUGAGAUGUGAUCUUCAGGCUACACUGGAUGAGUUACAGGAUGUGAAAGAGGAACGUUCUUUUUACCAAGAUAAGUCUGACAGACUAAACCAAGAACUUAAUCAUGUCUUAGGAGGGCAUGAAAACCGUAUCAUCGAUGUAGAUGCUCUAUGUAUGGAGAACAGGUAUCUUCAAGAGAGAUUAAAACAACUUCAAGAGGAAGUCAACCUUCUUAAAUCUAAUAUUACUAAAUAUAAGAAUGCACUAGAGAGACGAAAAAAUUCAAAGACUCAUAGUAGAUCCAGUAGCAGUGCUCUGACUGGAGUCCUGUCUGCAAAGCAAGUCCAAGAGUUGUUGUCGGAGGAUCAUGGAUGUAGCCUACCAGCCACACCACAGUCCAUUUCAGAUCUCAAAUCACUGGCCACUGCAUUGCUGGAAACCAUCCAUGAAAAAAACAUGGUCAUACAACACCAAAGGCAAACCAACAAAAUUCUAGGUAAUCGAGUGGCAGAACUAGAAAAGAAAUUAAGAACUUUGGAAAUUGCUGGCUUGUGGAGUCUUCCAGGCCUGAGCUACAAUGUCUCAGUGGGAUUUGGGAGUGGAAAGGAUACCAUAACAUUCAGUGACCCAACUUUGCCUGUUAUACAGCGGUCCAGGUCACCAUUGUUAGCGUUUACUGAUAAGCCGCAGAAAACUGAAGUACAAGCAGAACAGAGGGGAGAACAUGAUGAAACUUGUGCUGUUGCAAGCGAGUCCCUGGCUCCAGAGGGAACAAACUUAAAUAACAGAAACCAAAAUAAACAUUUUUAUCCUUCAUUACCCCAGCUACCUUCUGAGGAAGAAGAAAUAAACAAGCUUGGAAGUCAGAUAAUUGAACUGACAGAGCAGGCAGUUGCAGAACUGGAAGGGAAAAAAGCAGGCGCUUCCGCAGGGGAGCAGAACACGGUGGUUGGAGCAGAGCUUAAUGGUUCAUCUGAGGGAGAGUUUCCACUUUUCAGCCCUGACCCAUCUGACCCCACAGAUCCCUCAAACUCAGAGAACGAACAAACAGCUGAAACUGAGGCCCUGAAAGACAAUGAGGAAACCUCAGAGAGCGAUUGCGAAAUUCCAAAUGAAAGAGGGGAUCGAAAUAGCAGCACCAUGGAUGUGAUGCAGACUGAGGACCCUGGAAGGCAUGGAGGGCUCAGUGUUACAACUGCACACACAAAUAACAGCUUUGAGGAGCUCCCUGAAUCUGAAAGGAAGAAACCAUCUGAUCCUGCUGAAAACUGUGAAUACUUGGAUAGCAGUUUGGCUUGAGCUCAUCUCAUGAAAAUGCAGGGAGUUAUUUCACCACAUACUGAGAAGCCGAUUUAAUGAAGCUCUGAAGGAAACAUCAUCAGAGAAGCCAGAAGUCGUUCUGUGAGAAACGGCAAUGCUGUUCCAACGCAAAGAGAACAGCAAGAGGAAACCAGUGAUGCCCUGUCCACCUACUUGGCUCUCUCAGUUACUGGAAUUGCAUUCUUCAACCUACAGGAGCUGGAACAGCCCUCAGGCUGAGUAAUGGGUAGUAGAUUUCAGCCUACUCCAUCUGUGCCCUCCUUUCUAAAGGAAUCUGUGUCUUUUUUAUUUUCUUAUGUUUUGGAAUUAAGGAUAACUUUUCCUUUCCUCAUCGUUUAACCAGUCUGUGUUGUGGUAGGUUUAUUUGCAUUGUUGCCACUUAAACUUCUUCCUUUGUUGAUGUUUAGUCAUAGGAAAACAUUCCUAUAAUAACUGGGGAAAAGGGAGGCUGCUGUCGUUCCCUAGCUUGCUCCUGAUGCUGGAGCUGUGCCACUCUGCUCCUAGGAAGGCAGCAACAAGGGAAUACUUAACACUGAAGUUAGCAGCUGUUGGAGAAGGGGAGGCACGUCCUUCCUCUCCUGUUUGUAGCAUAAGGAAUAGUCUCUGCAGCUGUGGAGCUUCUAUGGGCCAGCAGCCGUCAAGGCAAUUUUUCUGCUGGCUUGGGACCUAAUUGUCUGUAAAUGUUCAUUUCUCACUCCUAGAACUUGAAACCAAUCAGAGAGAAUUAAACCAAAUUUAAUAAAAUACUACUAAUAAAAAGGAAAAUCCCUCCCAGAUUGAGUCCUUCUUUGACAAAUAACUGCCAGCUGCAAAUUUUUACAGCCCACUUGUCAGCUACUGAAUAAACAGAGUUUAUAUUAGCAAUACUGACAAACUCUUCUUUAUAUGGAAGAUGAGCUAGCAGGUGCUGCCAUAAUCAAGGUGUCAGAGUCCAUGAACAGUUUGCGUUCAGCAGCAGAAAGGCUGUAUGUGAAUUAUUACAUAUAAAUACAAGGAAUGAUAGUGGGAAGGUGAAAAAUGUGGCUUGUCUCUGUUCUCAUGUGUUUUCCCUAGCAGGUGCAUUCAUGUAACCCUUUCAGUGUCUGUCUGCAGGCAGUAAAGCCAUACUCACAAUUCUCCUCAAAUAUGUUUCCUUUCUCUUUAAAGGUAAUUGCAGCAUUUCACUGAUAUUAAGCAGCAGCCCUUAGGAACAAAAAUCAUCUAUAUAUUUAAGCAUAUUAGGGACAUGAAGCAGUAAAAAGUUUUUCUUUCAUUAUGCUGAUCACCAUUUAAGUUCCUCAUCACCUGAAAAACUAAGAAGAGUUUAAGUAUUUGAAAGAUUGUUAUGCUGUUUCCAUUAAUUGUAACUGACUGCAUUAUUGACUCAUUUAUAUAACAGUACUGACAAGUUGGAAGAGAAAUAGCUGCAGAAACUGAAAUCUCUAGGAGAAUGUGGCAGGAUUUUUCCCUUUAAUGCUUGAAUGUCACACAAAGUAGCAUUUUAGUCAAGAUGUAUUCUUUUCCAUCUUUCACAGACUAAUCCUGCGCAGAGCUAAAUAUCAAUGCAGUCAGAGCUGAGGCAAGCGAGUAAGAAGGUCAAGAUUUCAUGUAGCUGAGCUCAGAAAUGUUGAGGGUUUUAGAUUGUCUCCCUGUCCUGUGUAUUUCCUCACCCACAGUUGUGUGAGUUAGCAUUUUGCUCCUGGUCCCUUAACAGCCAGUUAAUGCAAUUAAUUAAUGAAGAGCUUGGUGCAAAAAUUUGAGCAGGUAGAAGCAGUGCUGGACCAACAGCUUUUUAGUGCCUCAUUUGUUGAUUAUUUUUUUUUUUUUUAGUAUGUUUUUUCCAUGAGAACAUAGUGAUGCACAAACCAACAAUUAGGACAUCUUGGUAAUUAUCCUCACACCAUUCUCCCUCUUUGAUGCCAUUUUUAUAUAUUUGCAAUCAUUAAAUUCCAGUGAGAUAUCUAGAUCUCUGGAAACCUCAUUUUUAGUGCUACGUCACUGCUGCAAUUCUGUCCCUCUCCUUUUUGCCCUAGUGAAUGUGUAUUCUAGCUACCUUCUUAGCCUUCUCCCAGGACUUCAAAGCCAGGAGAUUGGUAAAAGUAAGACAUCUUUGCUGCACUAUGUGAUAACUAAUUGAAUAUUCUUGUCAGUAUCUUCCUUGGAUAUUGCUUUAAUUGAUGUUGUUGUGCUACUAGAAUGAUGAUUUUUUUCCCCCCAGUAAAUAAAUUAGUGUUUUGUUGUGGAAUCAACACUACUUCAGGUUUUUUGGGGGUGGGGGUGGUGGUUUUGUUUGGGUAGUUUUGGUUCUUUUUAGACGUGUUCCCUUUGUCUAGGACUUUAGAAAUGCAGAAAUUGCAUCCAGAGGUAUAAGCCUUUUUGGUGCUGGGCUCUGGGGAAGCAAACUGGGAAGGGAAUGUUGUGGAAGGGGUAUGGAGAAAGAUGCAUUUUGCAAACUGAUUUUAAGGAGAUUGUCUCACCUGAAAGUGAGUGAAUGCAUUAUCUGUUAGAAGGCUUUAAUUUGAAAGUACAACGUUUGUGGUUAUUUGAAAAACAAUGUUCACUGAACUUGUAAAAUAAGUGUGUGAAAAUGACAGAUUAAGAAGCAUCUUUUAGAAUGCUGUUUCUUUUCUCAGUGAGACUAUUUUUAAGCAUAUGGGAAUUUGUAUAAUAAAGACAGUGGAAUUUCUUUAAUCCAUAUGAGCUCAGGAAUGUAUUUCAAAAUCUUAACUGAGAUUAAGUUGAAAGUCUGCUACAUUUCUAAAAGAUAGGAUUUUGUUUACCAGCUUCUGUUUUGUAGUUUUACUUUUUAAAUUAUACAGUUUAAUUUAUUUGCAAGCCUCUCUUUUGUUGCUGCCUGGAUUAACUGCACAACAUGGUUCAACUAUAUUAAUACAUUUUGUCAUCUUUAAUAAAAACAUCU
Molecule: messenger RNA, 4702 nt
Organism: Gavia stellata (red-throated loon)
Lineage: Eukaryota; Metazoa; Chordata; Aves; Gaviiformes; Gaviidae
Gene: CCDC149
Product: coiled-coil domain containing 149
Exons: 14
Coding region: 22-1782 (586 amino acids)
Source: RefSeq, a predicted model, not a curated record